CCGCAGUAGCCUGACGCGCGAGAGGAGACGCUUGUUUAAAAUGAAUGCCUCCAAAUGAGUCUGUAUUCAUCACAGGGAGGACUAACAGUUUUAGGAGUUUUUCGACUAAUGCAAGUUCCGGCACCAUGUUCUACGGUUCCUCAUCUGCCAGCAUGUCUCUGCCUUCCAAGAACCGCUUAAAGCGUCAGAGUCGCACCUUUACACAGGUUCUGUACCGGACACUGAGUUAUCGUGACCGUCGAUCUGUGACUGACCUACCUGAGCAGGUGCGGGAUGAUCCGGCUGAGCUUUCCACACAGUCAUCCGCGCCAGGUGUGCUGAAGAUAUUUGGUGAUGAUAUUUGCGCUGGUGCGAACUACAAAAGUGUUCUUGCUACACCUCGUUCCAGUGCGCAAGAGCUGAUCAAAGAGGCACUUGAGCGCUAUUCUCUAAAGAAGACCUCGGCCUGUAGCUAUGUGUUAUGUGACGUCAUUGGUCGGUUUGAGGGUCCAGAGCGACGGUGGAGGACCGAGUGCCUUCGGGCACUAGGGAACAACGAAAAGCCUCUUCUCCUGCAGGACUUGUGGAAGCCUAAGGAGGGGUACUCUCGCCGCUUUGAGCUGAGACGGAGAGCUGAGGUAGAGGAACUGGCAACAAAAGAAAAGGACACAGUUACUGCAGGGACCCACACAAACUCCCCUGUGCUGUCUUCAACCCUGAGUAGAGGCGGGCAUGGUAGAUGCCAUCGGAGUUCCCCUCGGGGCUGGCGUAUGUUACAGCCCAGUACAACUAUUGUAAAAGAUAUAAAUGCUCAAGCAAGGAAGUUGCAGAGAAACCGUGCUAAAGGAACAAUGACACUCCAGCAUGGCACGUCAUUUUGCCGCAGUCUCAGUGAAACCAGCCUUAACUUGGUUGGCCUGCCUGGCGAGGAACCUAAACGGUACUACUCCACCCUUCCAGGGCCAAUCAGAACACGCUCGGCACAAAACACUGAGAUCCGUAAAGAACGUGAUGGGGGUGGAGUUAAACACUCUCUUUACCAAUCACCACACUUGCUGCUCCUUCAAGGGUACAACCAACAGGAUUGCCUGGUUUACCUGUUGAACAAGGAGCAACACACAGUUGGUCAGGAAACAGCAUCAGCACGGCCAAAUAUCUGCCUGUCCUCUCCAGAUGUACUCCCACUUCACUGCCGAAUACGUCGGGCUCCACAACGGCGCUCUUCCUCAGAUCAGCGAUUACUUCUAGAACCCGUUACCCAUGGCAAUGUGCUGGUUAACUUCAUGCGCAUUGAGCGGCCCACUCCACUACGUCAUGGUGAUUUACUGUCCUUUGGCGCUCAUUACAUCUUCCUGUACAAAGACCCACUGAGUGCAAAACCUCUACCUGCCCAAACACUAACACGACUUCGGGCACUUGCAAGACUUUGUGAUGGUGAGUUGGGGGGUGUGCCUGAGAAGGGAGAGGCGUGUCGUAUGUGUGGGGCCGUAUUGAAUGAACCAGUGGCGUCUCGGCGCAGCUCAAAGGCUUCAAUUCGAAGUUCACAGAAACGAAAGCUUGUGCUGGAAUUUGAACGGGCUCACGAGGACGCGCUGGUGAACCGUGUGAUGACACUUAUUGAGCCGAGCGGGGAUGACCACAAGCUGACUCCAGCAUAUCUGCUUUGUCUAUGCAUCAAGCACUCAGCUAAUACAUUUCCACCUGGCAGCUUCGGUAAACUAUUGCUGAAAAUUUCCAAGAGGAUUCAAACCAUAGCAUGGGAGAAGACAAAGGAAUUGGCACAGAAGCAAGCUCAGCACCAGGAUCCUCCCUCCCUGUUUUUGCUCAGCAUAUCAGACCUAGUUCCUGAUCUUCAGUUCAUUUUCUUCUGGAUGUCCAAUGCCAUCGAAAUACUGUAUUUUAUUCAGCAGAAAUCACCCACAUAUAUGCAGACUAUUGAGCUCAUGGACAACAAAGCGGGAUCCAAAGAAUCACUUCUCUCAGCAACAAUAUCAGCUAACGAAGAAGCCAUGACCAUACUAGAGGAAGUGAUCAUGUACACCUUUCAGCAGUGUGUCUACUACAUCACUAAGACUUUGUACGUUGUGUUGCCCGGCCUGUUGGACUGCAACCCAUUUGGGGCAGAGCCUUCAUCGGAACAGUGUCGACGAGCGGUGGGAGUGUGUGUGUGUGCUGUGUGUGUGAUGCCGGAGGCUGUGCGGAGUGUGGUGAGUGUGUUUCAGACUACAUCAGAUCUGCUGCAGCAGUACCAGGUUCACACAGAGAUUCAGAGUCAAAUGUUCGCCUACCUCUUCUUCUUUACCAACGUCUCUCUCUUCAAUCAACUCAUCGAUAAAGGUCCUGCACGGGGUUGGUUUCAGCGUUCUCGGGUCUUGCAGAUCCAGGCUUGUGUGAAGAUGCUACUGGACUGGUCUAAAGGGGUGGGGCAUAAUCAUCUCGCUCAGAAAUUUUUCGCAAAAUUCUGCAGCACUGUGAGCAUCCUGGCCACGCCCCCACAACAACUCUCACAGAUGAGUUGGAAAGCUUUGUGUGCAGAACACCCCUCUCUGAAGCCUGUCCAGCUACACAGAAUCCUCACACAGUACCAGCUGAUGGCUGAACUGGGUCCUCUCCCAAUCUGGCAACCAAGCAGUGAAGAUGAAGCCUAUAUCUACAGAACAGUUGAUCUACUGGAAAGUUUUGAGAACCAUCCACCUAUUGUACUGCCGAGUGCUGGAUUUAAGGUGGACCUGGAGAGUGAUUGUGUGGAGGACAGUAUAUACCGCCAGCUACUUUAUGUUCGUCACUUUCUGUGGGGUCUACGCUCCAAGACCCAUCCUUCAAAUGGCUGCGCAGACAGGCAGGAAGCCCAGCGUGACCCUCCUCAACCUCACACCAGUCCACACCCAGCACCUCCUUUGCGUGGGGAGGGAGAGGGGGCUGGUGCCGAGGAACGACCCAGAGACAAACUGCCACAUAGCAUUCACUACAGAAAUGGAACAAGCAUCCGUUACGCCAACCAAACACAAGCAACAGACUCUUCCUGUAUACUGACUCCACCUAACACGCCCCUCUAUCCUGAGCACAUGUAUAUACACUCCAGUACACAGUCCAAUGCAACCCACUAUUCUGAGCAUGCUUCACAAGAGCACACACAUACACACUCUCACACAAAGUCCAAUGGUUGCAUGCGUUCCACUCCAGAGCACAAGAAAAUCAAUGGCUUUAUCAGCAAUGGCAUUGAAGGCCCUAUAAGUGGUUGUGGCUUUCCUUUCCCUGUCCCUGUCUCUCACAAUAUGGGCCCAAACUCUGAUGAUAUCUGUUCCGUCUUUGUAGUGGACCUGGAUAAAGGACCAUACGGCCUGGGAAUGGGACUUAUCGAUGGACUUCAUACCCCUCUGAACUCCCCUGGAAUCUACAUUAGGACACUGAUUCCAGAUGGACCAGCUGCUGCAGAUGGGCGACUUUGCAUUGGUGACAGAAUCCUGGCAGUGAAUGGGACCAGUCUCAUUGGAGCAGACUACCAGAGUGCUGUGGAUUUGAUUCGUUUGGGGGGAGGACGUCUCCGGUUUCUUGUCGCCAAAUCAGAUCUUGAAGUGUCUGACAAGAUCAGUGCCUCUUCCUGCUGAGAGAGAGGCUGCAAUUGUGACACACUACCUUGACGAAAUAUGAGGAGGACAGCGAGUCUUUCUUGCUGAGACUGGAGACAGGACAAUAAGCACACUAUAGGACCUCUCAGCGACUACAGCCCUGUACAACACUGCACUCUUUCCCCUUUAGAUUGACAGUUUGACAUCUCUGUCUUUACCUCAUUCACAAUUUGGUGUUGGUUCUUGAAUGUCAAUGAUAUUGAAGGGGAAUGUUUUUGGGCACGUAAUCUUGUUGAUACUGGAACAAAUUUGUUUUUUUUAAAUGAAAGUGCAAAUGAAAUUUUAACAUAGUGUGUUAAUUUCACCCUAAUAAUAAUAAUAAUAAUAAUAAUAAUAAUAAUAAAAGCAAGCAAACAAUUAAAACACACUAAACAUGAGAAACAUGGCAAUGGCCUCCAUAAAAGGCACAAAUGAGUUUUUUCCCCCUACAAAUAUCUUAUCUUUCAUGGUUCAUGGAAAAGGUUUGAGACAAAAACUAUUUGUCUAUGAUACUUCACAUUUUCCUAAUGGAUAAAAUCUCUACAAGUUCAAAGAUUGUCUUAUACAGAAUCAUUUCAAAUGAAUAGCAAACGGCUGGCUCAAAUCCUUGAUGGU
Messenger RNA from Xyrauchen texanus (razorback sucker), 4202 nucleotides. Its product is annotated as ras-associating and dilute domain-containing protein-like. Gene Ontology annotation, cellular component: microtubule. NCBI's taxonomy places the organism in Eukaryota, Metazoa, Chordata, Actinopteri, Cypriniformes, Catostomidae. The record is from RefSeq and is a predicted model, not a curated record. The transcript has 16 exons. Gene Ontology annotation, molecular function: GTPase binding. The coding region runs from base 45 to 3587 and encodes 1180 amino acids. Gene Ontology annotation, biological process: neural crest cell migration; substrate adhesion-dependent cell spreading; signal transduction.